Messenger RNA from Vitrella brassicaformis, 1437 nucleotides. Lineage: Eukaryota; Vitrellaceae. The record is from the annotation of a GenBank genome assembly.
CUCACAUCAUCAACGACAACCCCCCCGUCAUGUCGCGAAUCGCGCCGCAGGGGGUCAGCUGGACGGCCGGUAGUGAGGUGACUACUCAUGCAUCAAUGUCGGAGUUCAUCAUGGACGUCAUCAUGUGGACCCCAGUGGCGAAUCGGGGUCAAACUCCUUGGGCUGGGGUGGACCGGUGUGCAUGACACCAUACACACCCAGACACACAGAUCCAUGCGAACAGGUAUCUGCUCUUUGUGUGGUUCUUUAGGCAUGCUCAUGGCGGUAUGCUGGACGGCCUCCUAAACCACUCGCCCCACCAGCCGCCCAACGGAUGCACCGCCGUCGUGGCGGGCAGGGUGGACGAUCACGAUCCCCCUCUCGAGUGUCGGAUUCUGCUGCUGACGUCGUUCGACAUGCAAUUCGUCGCCUAUGUCGCUCUCGGCCGCCGUGUCGACACGAACAUAGGUGAGGAAGAAGCAGGUCCUCUGUGCUGAUUGAGCCACUCUUUCGGCAUGUGCUGUGUCGCUGCAUGCAGUGGUUCUGCGUGUUUUCACCACGGAGCCGCCAGUAGGUGGUGCGUCGGAUGCCUUCAAGGACCGCCGGCCGACUACCGCCCCUCUGGUGCGCGGCAUGCUGAGCAACAGCAUCGCAGACAUGGCGCUCAGCAAACAGGAAGAGGAGGCAGACGAUGAGGGUCGGUGAGCACGUCGGUGAGCAGCCGGCCAUCGCGUCUCUGUGUGUCGGGUGAAUCGAGAUGUGUGUGUGUGUGUGUGUGUUGUGCAGAGGACGGCGCGGACGGUGAUGGUGACGAUGACGGUGUUAGCGAUGAGGGUGAGAGGUGGGGAUACGUGUGGGGAUGUGUGUGUAUGUCGUUGGGCUCAUUCGUAUGUCUGCGUGAUGUGUGUGUAUCUGUACAGAUCUGGAUGGCAAUGGCGAUGUCGAUCGCGACGAUGACCAACAGCAGGAGAAGGAGGAGGAAGACGGUGAGAUGGGCGGAGGAAAAGAGCCAGAUCAGCAUGACACUCACGCAAUCACUGUGUGUCUUAUGGAUGGAUGGACAUGAAUGCGUCAGAUGAGGGUGUGGAGGAGAGGGAGGCUAAGAGAAGGAGGACCGCAGGAUGAUCGAGGGGACACACGCGCCGUCGGGGUGUCGUGUGGGAGGUGCACUGAUUGAGGAUGGACAGGAGGAGAAGAGCAGUCGUAUGGACAGACAGCCAGCAGCCCCCUGUGACGCAUCCAUGCAGUUUUGACACACAUCGUACGAUGGCAUUGAUGUGUCCACGUGUGUGACGAACCUUUUUUGUGUGUGCAUACGGUUUGAUUGGUGCAUGGUGGAACGGCUUUCCGUUUUGGUUUCUGUGUCCACAUCAGAUCGGUGUGAAUGACUGGACGGGUUCAGACAGCCAUUGACCUGAUCCAUGGGUGGACAGCAUACAUCAAUCACGUGUGUGCGUA